Messenger RNA from Nymphaea colorata (pocket water lily), 6694 nucleotides. RefSeq names its product protein TIC 214-like. NCBI's taxonomy places the organism in Eukaryota, Viridiplantae, Streptophyta, Magnoliopsida, Nymphaeales, Nymphaeaceae. The coding region runs from base 72 to 5885 and encodes 1937 amino acids. The transcript has a single exon. The record is from RefSeq and is a predicted model, not a curated record. Gene Ontology annotation, cellular component: membrane.
UAUAUAUGGAAAGUUAAGAAAUUAUCAUAUAAUAAUCGAUAAGUUGCAACAGAAAAAGGGGAGGUUAAUGAAUGAUUUUGAAAUAUAGUCUACUCGGUAAUCUAUUAUUAUUAUGGAUGAAUAUAUUGAAUUCGGUCGUUAUGGUCGGACUUUAUUAUGGAUUUCUAACCACAUUUUCUAUAGGUCCCUCUUAUCUCUUACUUCUAAGAACUCGGGUUAUGAAAGAAGGGAGCGAAAAAGAAGUAUCAGCAACAACUGCUUUUAUUAUGGGACAGUUCAUAGUAUUCAUAUCGACCUAUUAUCCGCCCUUGUAUCUAGCAUUGAGUAGACCCCAUACACUGACUGUCCUAGUUAUACCGUAUCUUUUGUUUCAUUUUUUGUUCUUCUGGAACAAUAAGAAAUCCCUUUUUGAUUAUAGAUCUACUCACGGGAAUUUCAUUCCUAACCUUAGCAUUCAAUAUGUAUUCCUGAAUAAUCUAAUUUUUCAAUUAUUCAACCAUUUUAUUUUACCAAGUUCAACAUUAACCAGAUUAGUCGACAUUUCCAUGUUUCGAUACAACAAUAAGAUUUUAUUUGUAACAAGUAGUUUUUUUGGCUGGUUAAUUGGUCACAUGUUAUUGAUGAAAUGUAUUGGCUUAGUAUUAUCUUGGCCAUGGGAAAAAAUGAGAUCUAAUGCACUUUUUAGAUCUAAUAAUUAUCUUAUGUCAAAAUGGAGAAAUUCUGUAUCUCAAAUCUUUAGUAUUCUCUUAUUUAUCAUCUGUAUAUGCUAUCUAGGAAGAAUGCCAUCACCCAUUAUAACUAAAAAACUGAAAGAAAGUUCAAAAGGGGAAGAAAAGAAUAAAACUGAAGAAGAAGGAAAUGUAGAAAUAGAAACAGUUUCGAAAACAAAUAAGAUAGAACAGGAAGAAGAUAGAUCCGUGGAAGAAGACCUUUCCAUUUCUUUGGAAGAGGAAGAAAGGUGGAAUCUUUACAAGAAGAUAUAUGAAACAGAGGAGAUCUGGUUGAAUGGAAAGGAAGAAGAUGAAUUCGACCUGAAAGAGAAAGAAAAGAAUGAACUUUUAUGGAUUGAAAAAUCCCUUCUGUCUCUUCUUUUCGAUUAUCAACGAUGGAAUCGACCUCUGCGGUAUAUAGAAAAUGAUCGAUUUUCAAAUGCUGUAAGAAAUGAAAUGUCUCAAUAUUUUUUUAAUACAUGCGAAAGUGAUGGAAAGCAAAGAAUAUCUUUCACAUAUCCACCUAGUUUGUCUACUUUUUUUGAAAUGAUACAAAAAAAGAUGUCUUUUCGCACAGCGGAAAAACUACCUGCGGAGGCCCUCUCUAAUGAAUGGGUUUCGACCACUAAAAAACAAAGAGAUAACUUAAGGAACGAAUUCAUAAAUCGAAUUGAAGCUAUAGACAAAGGAUCUCUUAUCCUCGAUGUGGUCGAAAAAAGAGCCAGAUUGUGCAAUGAUGAAGAGGAACAAGAAUGCUUACCUAAGUUUUAUGAUCCUCUUUUGAACGGACCUUAUCGUGGAACAAUAAAAAAAGGGUAUUUAUAUUCAAUUAGGAAUGAUUCAACUACCUCCACACGGGGGUCUACCAAAAUGGCUUGGAUAAAUAAGAUUCAUGGUAUCCUUUUUUCCAAGGAUUAUCGAGAGUUUGAACGAGAAUUGGAACACGAAAUAUAUAAACUUGACGUAAAAUCAUUAUCUACAGGCAUUGAGGAUUCAUCAGUCUCAAUUGGUGAAUUUACAGAAGAAGCUGAAGAAGCUGAGAAAUCAAGAACUCGUUUCAAACAAUUUGCUUUUGGGGGAGAAGAAAAAGUAUUCGAUAUGGUUAGAGCUGAUCCGAAUGAUCAAAAAAUGAGUAAUCUUCAAAUUGAAGAAAUUAAGAAAAAGGUUCCUCGAUGGUUAUACAAACUGACUUCUGAUUUGGAUUUUGAAGAAGAGGAGGAGGAGGAGGAGGAAGAAGAUGAUCAGGAAGAAUCCACAGAGGAUCACGGGAUUCGUUCAAGAAAAGCCAAACGUGUAGUAAUUUAUACUGACACUGAUACCGAUGAGGAUACUAAUAUCAUUAAUACCAAUGAUAAUAUCAUCAAUACUACCACUGAUAAUAUCAUUAAUACCAAUGAUAAUAUCAAUAAUACUACUGAUAAUAUCAGUAAUACCACCGAUAGUAAUCAAGAAAAAAAUAGUGAUGAUCAAGUCGAAAAAGGUGAUCAAAGAGGAAAAGGAAAUGGUGAUCAAGCCAAAAAGAAAAAGGGUGAUCAAGCCAAAAAUGGUGAUCAAAGAGGAAAAGGAAAUGGUGAUCAAGCAGAAGAACAUGAAAUGGCCUUGAUACGUUACUCGCAACAAUCAGAUUUUCGUCGUGAUAUAAUCAAAGGGUCGAUGCGGGCUCAAAGACGUAAAACAGUCACUUGGGAAAUGUUUCAAACAGAUGUACACUCCCCCCUUUUUUUUGACAGAAUAGACAAAACACCUUUGUUUUCUUUUGAUAUCUCAAGGAUGAUGAACCUCAUUUUUAGGAAUUGGAUGGAGGAAAAAAGCCCAAAAAUACAAACAUCUGAUUAUGUGGGUGAAGGGGCAAAAGAGAAAGAGAAAAUGGAGAAAGAACACGAAGAGGAGUAUAAAAGAAAAGAGGAUAAAAGACAGGAGGAGGAACGGAUAGCAAUAGCAGAAACUUGGGAUAAUAUUAUAUUUGCUCAAGCAAUAAGGAGUUCCAUAUUAGUAACCCACUCGAUUCUUCGAAAAUACAUCAUAUUACCUUCAUUGAUAAUAGUUAAAAAUAUUGGUCGUAUGUUAUUAUUUCAAUUCCCUGAGUGGUAUGAAGAUUUGACCGAAUGGAGUAGGGAAAUGCAUGUCAAAUGCACAUAUAAUGGUGUUCAAUUAUCGGAAACAGAAUUUCCAAAAGAUUGGUUAACAGACGGUAUUCAGAUAAAAAUCCUAUUUCCUUUCUCUCUGAAACCUUGGCAUAGAAAAAAGCUACGAUCCCAUCAUAAGGAUCUAAGAAAAAAACAAAAAAAUUUCUGUUUUUUAACGAUCUGGGGGAUGGAAACAGAAGUCCCCUUUGGCUCUCCCCGAAAAAAACCUUUCUUUUUUGAACCCAUUAAUAAAACACUCGAAAAAAAAAUUAGAAAAGUCAAAAAGACAGGUUUUUUCUUUCUAAGAAUUAUAAAAGACAACAUAAAAGGUUUUCUAAAGAUUCUCAACGAAAAAAUAAGAUGGAUUAUCAAAAUAGUUCUAUUUAUAAAAAGAAAAGUGAAGAAACUCUUUUUCUUAGUGACGCGAGUCUAUGACCCAAGUCAAAAUGAAGAACCAAGUCAAAAUGAGAAAGAUUCCAAAAAAAUCAUCCAUGAAUCACCCAUUAUAAUUGUAUCCGGAGAUUGGACAAAUGAUUCACUGAUAGAAAGAAAAAUUAAUGAUCUGGCUGAUAAGACAACCAAAAUCUGGGAUCAAGUAGAAAAGAUUAGAAAAGACAAGAAAAAAAAACCUCUAACUCCAGAUAUUGAGGAUAUAGAUAUUAGUACUAACAAGGGAAAUUUUAGUAAUAAAAGAACCGAAUCACGGAAACAUAUUUUUCAAAUAUCUAAAAAAAGAAGAAGUGCCCCAUUAAUCUCUAAAUGGAACUCUUUUAUGAAAUCUUUCAUUGAAAGAAUAUACAUGGGUAUCCUUCUAUGUAUCACUAACAUUUACAGGAUCAAUGCACAAUUUUUUCUUGACUCAACAAAAAAUACUUUAAAUGGAUACACUUACAAUGACGAAAUAAAGGAAAAGGAUACUAAUGAAACGAAUCCAAAUAUAAUUCCCUUCAUUUCGACUGUAAAAUCUCUUUCUACUUAUACUACUAAUAUAAGUAGUGAUAGUAAUUCACCGAUUUACUGCGACUUAUCUUCUUUGUCUCAAGCCUAUGUGUUUUACAAAUUAUUGCAAACCCAAGUUAGUAACAAAUAUAAGUCAGAAUCCAUAUUUCAUUACUACAGAACAUAUCCUUUUAUUAAGGAUAGAAUAAAAGACUAUUUCCAUGACUAUUUCCAUACACGAGGAAUAUUUGAUUCAGAAUCAAAACACAAGAAACUGCGGAAUUCUGGAAUGAGUGAAUGGAAAAACUGGUUAAAGAGCCAUUAUCAAUACAAUUUCUCCCAUGACAAAUGGUCUAGAUUAGCACCUCUAAAAUGGAGAAAGAAAGUCAAUCAGCAUUUUACGAUUAAAAAUAACGACUCACCAAAAUUGGGUUCAUAUGAAGAAAAAGACCAAUUAAUUCAUUCCGGUAAAAAGGAUUAUUAUAAAUAUAAAUUGGACUUAUUGAAGAGUCCGAGUUGCGAAAAAAAAAUUAAAAAACACUACAGAUAUGAUCUUUUAUCAUAUAAAUAUCUUAAUUAUGAAGAUGUGAAAGACUCCAAUAUUUAUGGAUCACCAUUACAAGUAAACAGGCACGGAGAGAUUUCUAAUUACAAUACACAUAAAUACAAAUCGUUUUAUGCUACAACUAUAAAUGAUAGCCUAGAAGAUAAAUAUACAAUUGAUAGGGAUCCAAAUCUAGAUAGAAAAUAUUUGGAAUUGAGAAUCACCAAUUUUUACCCUAGAAACAAUAUUGAAACUAGGACUAGUACGGGUAUCAGAACUUUCAUUAAUAAAAAAAAGAAAACUACUAAGACUGGGACCAAUAAGAAAGAUAUUCUUUAUCUUUAUAUCAGAAUUCAUCAAGAAAUCCAAACAAAGCAAAAAGAGUUAUUUUUUGAUUGGAUGGGAAUGAAUGAACAAAUGUUAGAUCAUACUAUAUCGAAUCUGCGCCCUUGGUUCUUACCAGAAUUUGUGCCGCUUUACGAUCGAUAUAAGACUAAUCCGUGGAUCAUACCAAUCAAAUUGCUUCUAUUUGAUUUUCAUGGAAACAAAACAAGCGAUCUUUAUAUAGAUCCAAAGGUGGAAUCUAAUCAAAAAGAAAGAUUUAAUCCAAAACCAAAAGUAGAAUCUAAUCAAAAGGGAUAUCUUGAAUUAGAGAAUGGGAACCGGGACGAGAAAGAACGACAGCACCAAGGAAAUCUUAUAUCUGAUAUAAGAAACCAAAAAAAAGAUGUUGGAGCAAAUUCCGCGGGUUCAGAUAUUAAGAAACGCAGAAAGAAAAAGAAAUUCAAGAGCAAGAAGGAAGCGGAACUAGACUUAUUUUUGAAAAAAUAUUUUCUUUUUCAACUCCGAUGGGGUGAUUCUUUCAAUCAAAGAAUGACCAAUAAUAUCAAGGUAUAUUGUCUACUGCUUAGACUUAUGAAUCCGAAUGAAAUUGCUAUAUCCUCUAUUCAAAGAGGAGAAAUGGGUCUAGAUGUAAUGCUGAUUAAUAAGGAUUUGUCUCUUCCAGAAUUGAUAAAAAGGGGAAUAUUUAUUGUUGAACCGGUUCGUUUGUCUAUCAAAUGGGAUGGAAUUUCGAUUAUGUAUCAAACCAUAGCUAUUUCAUUGACCCAUAAGGUUCAGUACCAAACUAAUCGAGGAUACCAGGUAAAAAAACAUAUUGAUAAGAAUGACUUGAAUGGCUCGAUUGCACGACACGGAGGAGUGCGUGUGAAUGGGGACAAUAAUAAUUAUGAUUUGCUUGUUCCUGAACAUAUUUUAUCUCCUAGCCAUCGUAGAGAAUUGAGAAUUAUAAGCCGUUUCAAUUACCGAAAUAGGAACCUUGUGAAUAAGAAUCCAGUAUUUUGCAAUAGAGCUAAGACUAAUGCGCAGGGGUUUGAGAAAUUUGUAAAUAGGGAUAAGCAUUUUGAUACAGAUACAAAUAACUCUCUAAAAUGGAAAGUGUUUCUUUGGCCCACUCAUCGAUUAGAAGAUUUAGCCUGUAUGAAUCGUUAUUGGUUUGAUACCAAUAAUGGGAGUCGUUUCAGUAUGUCAAGGAUCCAUAUGUAUAAGCAAUUUGGAAUUCGCUGAUGUUACAAUCAAUUUCCCUCUUUAUCACGCGCCUGGUAUAUGAGAACAUGCAAAUAAAUACAUACCUUAUGUUAGACUCUGAUACACAAGAUUCAGUCAGUUAGACUCUGAUACACAAGAUUCAGUCAGUUAGACUCUGAUACACAAGAUUCAGUCACAUAUCAAUUGGACCUAGGAAUGAAUCGACAGAAUCUUUUUAGGUCCCUUUCCCUUUCAUUCUGUUUCGUGAGCCCAGGAAUAUACCAUCCCUUUGUAUCUGAAUAAAUUUAUUGUUAUUAUUUAUUCAUAUUCAUUUUGAUUUGUUUGAUAGAAAAAAGAGUAAUAUAUGAAUCAAUCCAGAUUAUUGUGUACACCAGAACAAAAUAAAUGGUAUUAUUAUUCUUGAUUGGGAAGAUUUAUAUCCGUGGGAACAAAAAGAAAAAAAGAGAAGAAUUUAUUUGUAUGGUAAAGAAUUCGCCCAUAUCCGUUAUUCCACAAGAAGAAAAAAGGGGUUCUGUUGAAUUCCAAGUAUUUAAUUUUACCAAUAAGAUAGAGAGACUUACUUCACAUUUGAAACUGCACAGAAGAGACUAUUUAUCUCAGAGGGGUCUGCGGAAAAUUCUGGGGAAACGCCAACGACUGCUGGUUUAUUUAUCAAAGAAAAAUCGAGUGCGUUAUAGGGAAUUAAUUGGUCAAUUGGGUAUUCGAGAACCAAAAACUGGUUAGUUUGGAAAUUCGUUUGAGUUAUUCGGUUCAUUAGAUCUUGAAUUUGGAUGAACCUCGUUUCAUUUUCAGGAAUUCAUGGAAUAAUGAAUUGGGAUCGGAGAAAU